UUAUUCAUUUUUACAACGUCAGUACAUUACAGUGCUAGUCAUUGCCCACGCUGAAUGUUAACGUGGUACAGUGACUUUGCCUAUCUUUCAAUUUCGAGUUUUAGGAUUUUUUUCAGGCAGACAUUCUCCUCAACUUGCUCGAAAGGAUUGAAAUGUUACAGUUGAGGUUUUCGGCAGUGCUGAAGGAGUUGUUUCAAUCCAACCUAAAGCGCCCUUUGACAUGUAUUACAAGAAAUAAAACGUCGUUACCAAUCCACUACUGCUCCAGCAACGCCUCUCUUGAUGUCCAAGUCAGCUUCAAAUUGAAGCUUCUCCAUGCCGGUGUCCACCGCCCUUUGCUUUGCGCCACACCUGGGACCCGGACCUACUGCACGAAGACCGAAGGUGCUGCUAUACCUGUGACUGAAAGUGCUAUACCGGUGACCGACCAGGAGAAGAAAGAUGAGACUGCCAAAGAAGCAGCGGCGGAGAAGAGAAGGAAGGCAGGCAUCCUGCCCAGUCUGGAGGACCUGCUCUUCUACACCAUCGCAGAGGGCCAGGAGAAGAUCCCCGUCCACAAAUUUCUCACAGCACUAAAGGCCACGGGACUACGCACAGGAGAUCCCCGGCUGAAGGAAUGCAUGGACACCCUUAAAGUCACCCUGAAGAACACCUCGGACGGAGUCAUGCUGGACAGAGACCUCUUCAAGAAAUGUGUCCAGAGCAACAUCGUCUUGCUCACCCAGGCCUUCCGCAAGAAGUUUGUCAUCCCCGACUUCCAGUCCUUCUCUUCUCACAUCGACGAGCUCUAUGAGAGUGCCAAAAAUCUGACCGAAGGCCAGGUUGGUAAUCAGCCCAUCCCGGGGGAGGUUGCAGACUACAUCCCCCAGCUUGCCAAAUUUAGCCCAGACCUGUGGGCCGUGUCUCUGUGUACUGUGGAUGGACAAAGACACACGGUAGGCGACACCAAGGUCCCCUUCUGCUUGCAGUCGUGUGUGAAGCCGCUGAAAUACGCCAUCGCGGUGCACGACCACGGCACCGAGUACGUGCACCGCUUCAUCGGGAAGGAGCCUAGCGGCCUGCGCUUCAACAAGCUCUUCCUGGACGAGGACGAUAAGCCCCACAACCCCAUGGUGAACGCCGGCGCUAUUGUUUGCACCUCAUUGAUAAAGCAGGGAGCGAGCAAUGCUGAGAAGUUUGACUAUGUCAUGAACUUCCUGAAUAAGAUGGCAGGAAAUGAGUAUGUAGGCUUCAGCAAUGCCACAUUCCAGUCGGAGCGCGAGUCAGGAGACCGGAAUUUCGCUAUCGGCUACUACCUGAAAGAAAAGAAGUGUUUUCCUGAGGGGACAGACAUGACGUCCAUUCUGGAUUUCUACUUCCAGCUAUGCUCCAUCGAGGUGACCUGCGAGAGCGCCAGCGUCAUGGCGGCCACCCUGGCCAACGGCGGCUUCUGUCCAAUUACGGGCGAGCGUGUGCUGAGCCCGGAGGCAGUGCGUGACACGCUGAGCCUCAUGCACUCCUGCGGCAUGUACGACUUUUCUGGCCAGUUCGCCUUCCACGUGGGCUUGCCAGCCAAGUCGGGCGUGGCAGGGGGCAUCCUUCUGGUGGUGCCCAACGUUAUGGGCAUCAUGUGCUGGUCUCCUCCACUGGACAAGCUGGGCAACAGUGUCAGAGGCAUUCAGUUCUGCACGGACCUGGUGUCUCUCUUUAACUUCCACAACUACGACAACCUGAGGCACUUUGCCAAGAAGCACGAUCCUCGCAGGGAGGGAGGCGACCAGAGGCAGUUUACCUUCGGACCAAUGGAUUACGAGAGCCUUCAGCAAGAGCUAGCUCUCAAAGACUCUCUGUGGAAAAAGGUGGUGCCCACUGAUUGCCACGAGGACAGCUCCACCACUGUAGUCUAUAGGAUGGAGAGUGUCGGAGAGCGCAACUAGGACCCCCUCUCUGCUCCCUACCUCCCACCUUCUCCUGUCCCCUUUCUACACCCAUAUAUGACUUCAUAUAUUUAUAUAAAUUAUCAAGAGGAUUAUUUAUUUCUAUAAGUUUUUUUUUUUUUUUUACAUAAUGUUAUGUCACAUUAUGUACUGGUGAUGAAUGAUAAUUGAUUCUACCUGGGUUACUGUACUUUUUUUCCCUCUUUUUUUUUCUGUGUGUCCGUGGCUGCAAUCCAAACACAUAACAGACACACCCUCAGCCCUCAAAUGAAGUGGACACUUUUGAUGAUAUAUCAUGACAUCUGACGAGUUGACUCUUGCAGGGAGAGGGAGGAAGGAAUGAUUUUUAAAUGAGUCGCCCUUGCCCGGAAAUUCAUCACUUGUUCAUCUCGCAACGAUUGUGUUUUCAUUCACCAGUAGCGUGUGGGUGUUUUGUAUGCGCUACAGUCAAUUAUGAUUGCAUGUCUUCUUAUAUUAACUACAUAAUUAUUAAUAUAUGCCUACUGUAUCAUAGCUAGAAAAUGAAUCAGCUAACUAACGUUAGCCUGUCUAGCUGGAACUUCUUCAUUACUUUUACGAGACGUGUUUGUGUAGCACAAUUUGUAACUUCUUUACAUUCGUUUUUACUUACACUUGUAUGUUGACUCCAUAUUGACGCUGAGGUUUUUAAGUUUUGGUGGACUUUUCUUAGCGGAUGUACAAUCAUCGCGACUUGAAUUAUGGGGUGUUUCAGGCCCCGAAGCGAACAUAAUUGUACCCUCGCAAACUCUAUUAAAAACGAGGGCUGAGGGGCUUGCGUUGCACACUUCCCUUGCUUGGCUAAUCAUUUGGACCGACGACAAAUAUGGCUGUGGGGAUUCCCCCUAGGGAAUAAGGUGAGGGUAAGUGGACGAGGGUGUGUCUUUUAUGAGUUUGAAAUGCAUCUCUUGUGUUUUUGGGGUCCCUGCAGAGCUGAGGGAAGCCCUUCUGGCUGCCUGUCUAGAAUGUCAGACUUUAGGGGCCUGAAGGGAUUGCCUGGCUCAGAUUGAGGCUUUGCAAGUAGACUUGAUCCAUCAUUUCAUGUGUGCUUCAAUAUCUAUUGACAGGUUUGAAGUCCUGUAUCUGUCGAACAUGCCAGUGUGAGUAUUAGGCCCAUUGUAAUGUGUUUGUUAACCAAAGCGAGGGAGUUUUUCUCAAACCAAAAGCCAAGGGAAGAUGUGGAGUGUUGUGCUUUGACACACAUAAAUACAAUGUAUCUCAUUAUAUUAUAUGCGUUGACAGGCUCUUAAGGUUACUCCAAGCUUAACUGUGUGUGUAUGUGUGUGUGUGUGUGUAUGUGUGUGAAGUGGAAUUUUUGAAGUAGAGGACACCUUUUGGUAACAGGAUAUCCUUGCCGGUCCCUCACGUUUUUGGGGGGCGUUUGGUCUUCAUUUUUUGAAAACAAGGAACCGUAGCCUUCCUUUGCUUAUAGUAGUAGUAGGCUGGCUUUAACCUGGCGAAAAACAUAGCAAGCUAGCUAGUCUUUUUUAGCUCCCCACAUCUCCAUGUGAAAUAAUCAGAUUGAUCAUUUAGAAAUAUGCCCUGGCAAAUGUUCUUCUACUUGCUGGUGUAACCUAAAACAUUAUCCCAGUUUGAUAUACUGCUUGUGUAUUCAUUCCCAUAUCAGUUAAAAAUAGAACAGCAUUUAUUUAUUUUGUUGUAAAAAAAAACACAUGGCUAGCAAGUUGGCUACAGCAGGUUAUACCAUUUCACAGUAGCCUGGAAUCACUAGUUACUAUUUCUAAAUAAAAUAAUGUUUCGGGUGGAUUCAGUUGCGGAGAUUAUAUUUGGUUAUCAAUGCAAAAUAGUCUAUCAAGGAACCAAGCAAUAAUACUGCCCCCACGGCUGCAGAAAUAAUGAUACUGCAUGUCUCAAUUUUCAGGUACAAAAACGGUACGCCGAACGCCAGAGCUUUUUUACAAGGAACCACCCCUUUUGUGAUGAAAAACGACAUUGCAACACUCCGAUAUUUUGCGUCUGCAUAGAGCUUGUAGUAUGCUUUUAGAAGAGCAAACUGAGAUUAUAACGAUAAGGCACUUAUCAGGCGUGACACGGAGAUGAUAUCAGUCGGACCAUUCUAACUUGCAUACCAGUGCUUUACCUUUCACAUACCAGCAACGGAUCUCACAUGAGCUGAUUUUUCAACUGCUGACGUAAAAGGUGAUUCAUUCCACCCCCUUUUGUGUGUGUCUGUGUGCGCCUUUUUGUAUUUGAGUGGUGCGUGUGUGUGUGCGCGUGUGUGUGUGCGUGUGUGUGUGCGUGUGUGUGUGUGCGCGUGUGUGUGUGUGUGCCAUGUUCAUCUAAGCUGUGACGCAUGCUGAGGGGACCUUGAUCCUGGCUCUGACAGACCGACAAGACACCGCACAAACCUUUAGUUUUCAUGACAUAGCCUAGUAGAAUCCUGCUGGAUCUAUUCCAUUGGCAGUAUGCAUAUGUCAGAUGGCAUAUCGUGGUUAUAUAGGUCAUACGUAUAUGUAUUGUACAAGUCAGUAUACCAUUGAGAGAAAGUGUGAUCAUACAUUGUUACCAAUUUUAUAUUUAAUCUGUAUUAUUACUGUGAAUUACACUUAGCUACCCUUAAAAAGGAAGGGGAAACCAGUUCCUCUUAUCUAUACUGUAGCUUAAGAAUGCAUCAUGUUUAUUUCCAAUAUGCACUGUACAGUAUCUACAGUUUUCCCAAAGACUGUAUUUGCCUGGCGUGUGUUUUGGGGGGAUUGUUAUCUUGCAGUAAUCUUGAUGAAACUCAACAGCAGCGCAGAACGGCAAGGGAAUCCACUUACUUCACAAACGUUGGCCACAUUUGCACAUGUACGUCAACCAACACCGUGGGUGUCCUGCUGCUGGGGCUGUUUUUCUUGUUCAAUGUUGUUAUCCAAUCAUUCUUGAAACUGGACUGUUGAAUUGGUAUACACUGUAGUUGUAGUAGUAGCCCUUUGUUACCCAUGACUUCGUCAUGAAUGUGCUCUUCUUCUCGUGGGACCCAUAUAAGUCUAUGGGUCCCAUACCGGCCAAGGUUGGGGUCAAUUUGAAUUGAAGUCAAAUCAGAAAAUGAUUUAAAUGUCAAAUUCAUAAAUGGAAAGAAUUUUGAAAGAUACAUGGCUUCUCCCUUUCAGUUCGUUGACAAGUUAUUGAACACAGAUGCCCUGUUUUUCAAUUAUUGAAUUUGAAUUUAUUCAUUGAAUUGGAAUUCCUGAAUUGGCUGACUUGAACCCUAUCCCGUAUACUUUUAGUUAAUUUUUAGCUUAUUUUAGUAUCAGACUUUUACUUAAAAAUAUAUUUUUGUUGUUUUGUCAUGUCAAUAUGCUUGGACUUCAUUUAAACUUGUGAUUUGGAACUAGGACUACUAUUUCACUAAGGAUGUUUUUUUUAAGUGUAGGCCUUUAGAUGUCAGUCAGUCAGUGUGUGGUGCAAAGCAUUCACAAGUCUCUGCCACUGUGGAGUGAAGCUAGCUGUAGCUAGCCUAGCAGCUAACGUUAACUUGCUUGCUAAUGCUAAUUUACCAAAUAAUCAGUUCUGUUAAAUCGUUUCUAUUUAUUUGUACUGAAAUUGUAUCAUUUUUUUUCUUCUGCUACUCGUGUGUUCUGAAACACGUUUGAGUGCGUUUUCUAAUGUCUUGCCCAUGUUGACAUAAUAUGGAGAAUGCAGGGGCUGAAAGCUUGCAAGACUUAGGAGUUAGGAUGACGUUAGAGGAUACAGGAGGAAGUUAUGGGGCUUACUGAACUUUUCUACUCUAUUGCAAAAUGUGACUAAUAACCCCAAUCAAAAUUUACACAAGGGUUUUUUUGAAUGCCGUACCAGUAUUUUCAUUACAAUUUAUGAUUUUUUUUUUUAUGAUUUCACAGCAACAUGUUUAAUGUUUCCCACAAUGUCAUUAUUUUACUUUCUUUCAAAUGGAAUAUUUUUGUAUGAUUUAAUAAAUGUGUUUGAAUCCCA
Molecule: messenger RNA, 5867 nt
Organism: Oncorhynchus keta (chum salmon)
Lineage: Eukaryota; Metazoa; Chordata; Actinopteri; Salmoniformes; Salmonidae
Product: glutaminase kidney isoform, mitochondrial-like
Exons: 15
Coding region: 153-1916 (587 amino acids)
Biological process (GO): L-glutamine catabolic process
Molecular function (GO): glutaminase activity; protein binding
Source: RefSeq, a predicted model, not a curated record